Anopheles aquasalis is the source of this 759-nucleotide messenger RNA. RefSeq names its product 2-oxo-4-hydroxy-4-carboxy-5-ureidoimidazoline decarboxylase. The record is from RefSeq and is a predicted model, not a curated record. Gene Ontology annotation, cellular component: peroxisome. Lineage: Eukaryota; Metazoa; Arthropoda; Insecta; Diptera; Culicidae. Gene Ontology annotation, biological process: urate catabolic process; allantoin metabolic process. Gene Ontology annotation, molecular function: 2-oxo-4-hydroxy-4-carboxy-5-ureidoimidazoline decarboxylase activity.
CAACGCGCCAGAGCGAUCUUCUCGGCAGCCUCUCGGGUUAUCAGCAGUUCUCAGACCACAAUCGAUCAACCUGCAAUCUUUUCUUGUCUUGUGGACCGCAAAAAAACGACCGCUAACAUGGAACCGAAACUGUCUCUGGAGCAAGUGAAUGGUCUAGUUCCGGCAGAGUUUCACAAAACGUUUGAAAAUGUUAUAGAAUGCUGGCCCGAAGCGGCAAUCUUCUGUUCUGCACUGCUGCCAUUCAAGAGCCUUAAUGCGCUGAUAAACGCAUUUGAAAACUACAUUGAUCGCCUACCGAGCGCAUCAAAGGUAAAGAUCCUGAGACUGCACCCUGACCUGGCUGGUAAACUGUUGGACAGCAAAGAGCUCACCAGCGAUUCCUCUAUUGAACAAAAGUCGGCCGGUUUGGACAACUUAGCCGCUGAAGAGAAAGCGAAGCUCAACGAAUAUAAUGAACGCUACAAAGCGCAGUUUGGAUUUCCUUUCAUUGUUUGCGUCCGGGAAGCAUCCAAGUUCGAGACUAUCCUACGUAGUGUAACCGAGAGAAUUUUCAAUUCCAUUGAUCAAGAAUUGGAAAUAGCUGUAGGCGAAGUGAAAAAAAUCUGCCGCCUUCGAAUUCUCCAGUUGGUUGACCUGUAACCGGAAGACUUUUGCAAAAUGUUGAUUAAUGUUUAAAAAUGUCCUAUUUCUGUGCGUUUGCUUUUGCUCGUACGGCGAUGAUUAUUUGCAGCCAAUAAAAAGUCAUGGUUACCUAAAAAC